Messenger RNA from Phragmites australis (common reed), 1744 nucleotides. Its product is annotated as CBL-interacting protein kinase 9. Gene Ontology annotation, molecular function: ATP binding; protein kinase activity. The transcript has 15 exons. NCBI's taxonomy places the organism in Eukaryota, Viridiplantae, Streptophyta, Magnoliopsida, Poales, Poaceae. Gene Ontology annotation, biological process: signal transduction; protein phosphorylation. The record is from RefSeq and is a predicted model, not a curated record. The coding region runs from base 109 to 1440 and encodes 443 amino acids.
AUCCACCGCGCACGCGCUCCCGUUCCCGUCGAACAACCAACAAACCCAGCGAGCCGCGGCGCCUCGGCCUGCCUCUCCCUCCCUGUCUGGUCGAUCGACUCGCCUCCGAUGGCGGCAGCGGCGGGGAAGAAGACGCGGGUGGGGCCGUACGAACUGGGCAAAACGAUCGGGGAGGGCAGCUUCGCCAAGGUCAAGCUCGCCCGCCACUCCCGCACCGGCGAACUCUUCGCCAUCAAGGUGCUCGACCGCAACCACGUCCUCCGACACAAGAUGGUCGAGCAGAUCAAACGGGAGAUUUCGACUAUGAAGCUAAUCAAACAUCCUAAUGUCGUCCAGUUGCAUGAGGUUAUGGCUAGCAAAUCAAAGAUAUACAUGGUUCUUGAAUUUGUUGACGGAGGCGAGCUGUUUGAUAAGAUCGUCAAUUCUGGGAGGCUAGGAGAAGAUGAAGCAAGGAGAUACUUUCAUCAACUUAUAAAUGCAGUUGAUUAUUGCCAUAGCCGAGGAGUGUACCAUAGAGAUCUGAAGCCAGAGAAUUUGCUUCUUGACUUAAAUGGAGCUCUUAAAGUUUCAGACUUCGGCCUGAGUGCGUUUGCACCACAAACAAAAGAGGAUGGACUUUUGCAUACUGCUUGUGGAACUCCAAAUUAUGUUGCACCUGAGGUGCUUGCUGAUAAAGGUUAUGAUGGUAUGGCUGCUGACGUAUGGUCCUGUGGCAUAAUCUUAUUUGUCCUUAUGGCUGGAUAUUUACCCUUCGAUGACGCCAAUCUGAUGAGACUUUACAAAUUGAUCUGCCAGGCAAAUGUUUCUUGUCCUCCAUGGUUUUCUUCCGGUGCAAAGAAGUUCAUUAAGCGUAUUCUCGAUCCUAAUCCUAAUACGAGGAUAACAAUUUCAGAAAUUUUGGAAAAUGAAUGGUUCAAAAAGGACUAUAAGCCACCUCAUUUUGAACAAGGUGAAGAUGUUAGCCUUGACGAUGUUGAUGCUGCAUUCAAUGAUUCAGAGGAACAUCUUGUGGCGGAGAAAAGAGAAAAACCGGAAUCCAUGAAUGCAUUUGCUCUUAUUUCAAGGUCACAAGGCUUCAACCUUGGAAAUUUAUUUGAGAAGGAGAUGAUGGGAAUGGUAAAGCGGGAAACAUCCUUCACAUCUCAAUGUACACCACAAGAGAUCAUGUCUAAAAUAGAAGAAGCUUGUGGACCACUUGGUUUCAAUGUGCGGAAACAAAAUUAUAAGAUGAAAUUGAAAGGCGACAAGACUGGAAGAAAAGGCCAUUUAUCUGUAGCAACGGAGGUUUUUGAGGUUGCUCCGUCACUUCACAUGGUUGAGCUUCGUAAAACCGGAGGAGACACAUUGGAGUUUCACAAUUUCUACAAGAGUUUCUCAUCAGAAUUGAAAGAUAUAGUGUGGAAAUCUGAAUCUGACGCAAGUAAGAAACAGACAAGGUGAUAGCUGUGUGAGCUGUGUUUUUCUUCUGGUGCCAAAUUGCUAGACCAUCUCGCAGGUGAUACCAAAUGGUACUGUAUGUUUUCUUUCGGAUGCCACAUUGACGGUGAAUCUCUUGUAAAAGGGAGCGCUUUUUUACUAGCGCGAUUGUACACAUGUAUGAAGAGGCCCUCCCGGAGAUGAUCUUAAUAUUGCACUGGGUGUCGAAUAGGCAUCCCUGAUGCUCUUUGGUUGUCACCAGGGUUGAGUGUGCCUUUGUUUUAUUUAGUGUUGAAAAUGUUGAAGAAUCAGUAGAUGAAUGAUAAUA